AUGCCUCAGAACUCUGAAAAUGCUUCUUCGGGGAUGCCUUCCCCAUACGGCAAUCCCGUAGCCAUCAAACACCAACAAGAAGCCAACCCUAAUUUGCCUGACCACCGCUACCAAGUUUUCCAGAAAUCUCUGCUUGAGCAUGAAUACCAUCACGAGGAGGCAUUCGUGUCUGCAAGUCUCACACGCCUUCAUCAUGGAGUCUACGAUGCGGAGAAACGAUUGAGUCUCUAUGGACCUCCGCCACACAACGUUACCUUUGUAGCCAUAACUUUUGUUUUUCAUCCCAUGCACUCGGUUGAGUAUAGAUUCAAAAGAGCUCAGAUUAGCAUCCAAGCUUUUAAGAAUAUCGGGGAGAAGACUACAAAUCAACCGCUGAGGAUUAUCAAAUAUGCUCCACAUAUUGCUUUUGGUCGAUAUUCGACGGAGAACUUGCACUGGACUUUUUCCUUAGGUGCAACUCUAGGGGUCUCUACGCCAGCAACUGCAACGGUCACCCCAUCUACUGAAUACGAUAGAUCAAAAGUCAUCGGUAACAUGUUAAAGAUACAGGGUUCAACUCGAUCUGUUGAAGGAAUUCAGAGCAGCAAACUUCUUUGGUCACUUGAAGAGAACGAACAGCAGUGCACUGGGCUCCCUCGAGAAUUCACCUUUGUCUUCUUGGUUGAACAGCCGGUAGCUAAAGCACCAUUCUCCUUGCAGAUUGGAAUUAAGCCCGUCUUCUCAAAUAGUCUCAAAGCUACGAGCUUUGGAACCGAGAUCACGAAGAAGUCUGACAUAUUAUCAGAUGAAGUUGGACAAAUGUUUUCCAGCAGUCCAUAUGCAUUCAAUUUUGCUACCAUGCUUGGGCAAUUCGAAGAUUUAGUGGAGCUACCAGGAAACGCCUCGAGCAUUCAAGAUUACAUUGGUACUACUUCAAGUGUCCCCGGUGCUACUCCACCAUCUUCAUAG
Molecule: messenger RNA, 948 nt
Organism: Botrytis deweyae
Lineage: Eukaryota; Fungi; Ascomycota; Leotiomycetes; Helotiales; Sclerotiniaceae
Exons: 4
Coding region: 1-948 (315 amino acids)
Source: RefSeq, a predicted model, not a curated record